Molecule: messenger RNA, 1101 nt
Organism: Mytilus trossulus (common blue mussel)
Lineage: Eukaryota; Metazoa; Mollusca; Bivalvia; Mytilida; Mytilidae
Exons: 6
Coding region: 49-858 (269 amino acids)
Source: RefSeq, a predicted model, not a curated record
GUCAUAAUAUUGUACAACAAACGAAAAACAUUUCAUUUUCCUGUAAUAAUGGAGAGCGAAGGAUCAUUUCCUAAACCAGAAACAAUUCGCAUAAGAUAUCGAGACCUUGGUGACGAUGACAGUAAUUCAUACUAUCUUGCAAGUACAAAACUUCGACCGUAUGUGGGUGAGGAAAUUUAUGUUGAUCCGAGGAAAUAUUCUAAAGUGGACGGCGAUGACGUUGACGAUGCUUUGCUAAACAGUUUCAUAGAGAGAGUUUUGUUAUCUGUGACAAUGAAGGAGGCAGGCGAGGAUGACUUUGGGGAUUCAAAAUUGGAAAAUGAUUCCGGAAUUUCUCCUUCAAAACGGAGAGCAACAAAAAUUAAUAAGGAUCGAAGCUUAAAGCAAAGGCGUCAAGAUAAAAAGAAUAUUAAAAAGGACAGAAAAAGAGAAGAAGACGUUCCAUUUGAAGCAGUGACAGAGAUGAACAAUGUUAAGCAGUCUACUGAGCGAAAUAUUACACUGCCACUCAUCGAAUUUAGGAAAAUGGUAAACGCCGAGAUAGAAUCAAGAGCAGCCUGUAUCCAUGCAUACUACCAGAAGCAAUGGGAUCAUUUACAACAAGACAGAAUGGCAGCCUACAGGUCAUGUAUUUUGUGGAAAGAGGACUGCAAUAAAGCAGAGAACAUGUAUUUAAAAGUAGAAAAAGAGCUCAUCAAAUUACAUACUGCAUAUGACUCGCUAGCGACAGAGAUGACAAGUAUCAAGGAUGCUAAACGUAAACGUCGCAAUGCGGCCAAGACGCGACGGAGCAACAAAGACCGAAACAAUAACGACAACGACGAGAACAUACCAUACAUGGAACCGAAUUCAGUGUAACAAUUUUGGUUCUCAUUUGUAGUUGAGAAAAUCAACUGUUUAAUAUAAUUGAUAAGAAUGUUCGUUUGACUCUUUAUAUACCAAAAAAAGGUUACCUGAGACUCAUAAUAAACAUUAACCUCUAUAUGACAGAAAUCUGUACGGUAAUCAUUGUUUGGCCUAUGUUACACGGUUUUCUCUAAAAGUGACCACGCUCGAUACGCGGCAAUGCAUUAAUCUUUUAAUAAAAACUAACCAUAUUAA